Messenger RNA from Homarus americanus (American lobster), 734 nucleotides. Its product is annotated as cuticle protein AM1199-like. The transcript has 3 exons. The record is from RefSeq and is a predicted model, not a curated record. NCBI's taxonomy places the organism in Eukaryota, Metazoa, Arthropoda, Malacostraca, Decapoda, Nephropidae. Gene Ontology annotation, molecular function: structural constituent of chitin-based larval cuticle. Gene Ontology annotation, cellular component: chitin-based extracellular matrix. Bases 72 to 506 code for a protein of 144 amino acids.
CCAGUGGGUGUAUAUAUAGCGCGUCUUCGGCAGCUAGACAUCAUCUUCGUCUGGGUCCUCGUUCUCUCAACAUGAAGCUCAUCAUCAUCGCCUGCCUCGCCGCCGUCGCCAUCGCCUCGCCACAGUUCGGCAGUGGUAGCUUCAGGAAUCGCCCAGCCCCAUUACCUAGACAGGAUUAUCGCCAAAUCGCCAUCCUCAGUGACAACCGCGUCGACCAGGGUGAUGGAAACUUCCGCUACGAGUUCGAGUCUGAGGAUGGAACGAGCGUGAGUGCUGUGGGCCGACCCGGAGCAGCUGGCCAGAGCAACAUCGAGGGUUCCUACAGGUUCCGGCUUGAUGACGGAAGCAUCGCUGAGGUCCGCUACAUCGCCGACGAGAACGGCUUCCGCGCUGAGUCCCCUCUGAUCCCGACCCCUCACCCCCUCCCUGCCCACGCCAUCGAACAGAUCCGCUUUGCCCAGGCGAACCCGUCACGUGAGCUUCCAAAUGAACGCAGAAGGUUCUAAGAUGUCUUCCCUCCCUCAACCCCUCCUUCAGGACCCUCAUACACGCACCAUAGCCUGUACAAGACGUCCAUAUGUCUCCCCGACACUUCACAGGAACACCCUGAGGCUCUGACGACAACAAGGAUCGUAGCUUGAGGGUGGCCAGCCGGCAUCCCAGGGAAUCACCACACACCACCUCGCCUGUAACUCACACUUGCAAUGACUAAUAAACACAUUUCGCAUUCAAAA